UCCAUAACGUUAAAUAUUGUGUGACUGUAUCUGAAGAUUGAUAUUAUGAAGACAGAAAUAUCCAGUCGGUGCUGUGACAAUUUGAACAGCUCUCUCAGUAUGAGCUACCGCCACUACAGAGACUUAAAUUGAGAUUAGACGGAUCAUUCUGGUAGGGAAAACUGUAUCUAUCAAAUGGAAUAGUGUUCAAAAUAAAGAACGUCAUUCUGCCAGGCAACCUUUCUCAGGACACCGACACUGACUCGCAGCCAGAUCCCAUUUACUGAGGAGGAGACGCAAGCUGCUGCUGCAGAAGAUGAGCAAACAGCUGGACAGAAGACUGUGCCGGUGUACCAAGGCCAUCGUCCUACAUCUUCCAUUAGCUCCAGGAAUCUUCACCAACACCAGCACCCAAAAUGACCAUGCAACUUGAAUUGAAGAAUGUGGAUCUGCGAGCUGGAGAUAAGCUGAAAGUAAAGGGAGUAAUUCUGCAUGAUGCUGAGAGAUUCCAGAUCGACCUUGGAUAUGAUGCAGAAGACCUGGCGCUGCACUUUAACCCUCGUUUCCAUGAUGACAAUGAUGGAGCUGUGCUUGUGUGCAACUCAAAGACUGCUGGUUGUUGGGGCGAUGAGAAACGGGAAAUAUACAACCCUUUACUGAGGGGCGCAGACGUCAAGAUUGUACUGAAACUGGCUGGAGACAUGUUUGAGGUGGAGCUUCCUGAUGGACAGGAAGUCCAGUUUCCUAACCGUGUUGGCAUGGACGUCAUCAGCUAUAUCAGAGUCACAGGGGACUUCAAACUGACUUCCUUCAAGAUCUGCUAAGAGAUCUAGCUGCUGAAACACAUGCAUGCUGUGUUUAUCAGUUUGGUUAAAGACAAGACUUUGAAACUUGGUCAGUUAUUGUAAGAAAUAUGAAUCAUUAAGAGAUGUAGCUCUUCAGUACAUGGAAAAUGUAUCUUUAUUUAAGAAUGUCCUGUUGUGCACGACAAUAGAAAAUGUUUAAAUUCAAUUGAUUUUAUUCUUUUUUCUCUGAAGGGUCAGUUUUACAAACUGUAGCCUGAUCGUGGCCUUGAAAAAUAUUUUCUCACAAAAAGUAACACAAUCUUCAGAUACAGUAUAAAUCAUCUAGUUAUGAGAAAGUGGUAGUCCAAAUAAAGGGGCAUUACACCCAUUUUACACAUGAAGUUCUGUUUAUUUGUCACAAGGAAUACUAUUUUGCCUGUGAAAACAGUCGUAUUAUGUUUUUUUUUGUUCUAUCAAAGUUGAGGUGUGGCAUUUGAAAGAAGUUGGCAUUUACAAGCAAAGGUUGGGGGGGGGGGGGUCUACUGAAAGAUGCUAUUGAGUUGCAGAAUGGGAAAUGUAGGAUCCAGUGGUUUUGGAGCUUGAUGCAUACUAGAGACAAAAAGUCAGAAUAUCUUGGCCUCUGUUGCUUAUGACUAGUCCUUUCCAAAAAUCUAUCUCUUGUGAAUCCCCAAACUUAAUGGAGGUGCAAUACUAAAUUGUGGGACUGCUCCUUAAAGGCACCAGAUCACAUACAAAAAGUCGAACAGCCUACUGAGAUUGCUUGUGAAACCUGGCUUUAGAAGCCAUCUCAAAUGCAGCAAAAGUGACAAUCUGCAACUGGAUUUUACUGCUCCCUUCAUGUGAUAUUAACUAUGACUGAAAAAAUAUACACACUGGGAAACUGUGAUUGAAAAAUUCCCACACAGUUGGAGAACAGAAGUGUGAUGCCUAUGGGCAGAUAACACCAAAGCUUGAGAGCCACAUGUGAUUUUCACACAAGGCCCAGGAAAAAAGCCUAAUAGGCAUAAGGUGGCUUUCAAGUCUUAUCAAAUAGAAAUAGUGCAUGUGCAUGUGCAUGGAUCAUCUACAGAAGGUGGGAUUUUUUACAAACAGUAUGGGCUGUGCAGGGGACAAAAAUGGCUGCUGUUAAAGGUGUAAAUUAAGACUUUGCCAUUUGAGAAACAAAAGGAAACAUGGUCUCUCAGUAGAUAUGAAGUAGUUCUUUUUAUUAUAAUCAUGUUCAUUGAUAACAUGAAAGGUUAAACUCAAAAGAUGUUUUUGUGUUGUCACUGAAUGAGCAGAUUGAUAAAUUAUGAAAUCCUUCAGAAAUAUUUUCCUAUUGAGUUAUAUUCUUUGCAUUAAGUCUGGAUAUCAGAAAAGCUUGAACAGAGCAAGAUUCUAAUUAAAUAAAACAACAGCUCAUGCUGAAGUAGACACAAUAACAUUGUUUGGAAUUAGAUUACCAUAAGACAGUUGAACACUUCAAAUACCUCUUAAACAUUAAGCAUCCUUCAUCAGUUAUGUGUUAGAUGUUACGUAACAUGAUUCAAAUUCAAAUGUAGAGAUUUCCGAAGUACAAAAACGCAAACAGGCAACACUUGCUUGACAGGAUAGAAAUUAGUUACACAGGUUAACCAAGAAAUAUGCCCUCCCUUCUUUGUUGUAAAAAAAGAAAAGCUGAUAUUUCUGACAGCAUAUGUCUCUCAUCAACCUUCUCCAACUCUUUUCAUGUUCACUGAACUUCAGAACCUAAAAUUUCACAUAUUUUGAUUUAAUAAAAUCUAAAAAUAUCCAUCAUUACAUGCAUCAAUUUCACCAUUCUUUUUUCUUUCUCGUCAAAGACAA
This is a messenger RNA of Xiphias gladius (swordfish), 2609 nucleotides long. Its product is annotated as galectin-2-like. The coding region runs from base 396 to 803 and encodes 135 amino acids. Gene Ontology annotation, molecular function: carbohydrate binding. NCBI's taxonomy places the organism in Eukaryota, Metazoa, Chordata, Actinopteri, Istiophoriformes, Xiphiidae. The record is from RefSeq and is a predicted model, not a curated record. The transcript is spliced from 5 exons.